Messenger RNA from Aspergillus versicolor CBS 583.65, 2235 nucleotides. RefSeq lists its product as uncharacterized. The coding region runs from base 1 to 2235 and encodes 744 amino acids. Gene Ontology annotation, molecular function: DNA-binding transcription factor activity, RNA polymerase II-specific; zinc ion binding. Gene Ontology annotation, cellular component: nucleus. The record is from RefSeq and is a predicted model, not a curated record. Gene Ontology annotation, biological process: aromatic amino acid catabolic process; positive regulation of transcription by RNA polymerase II. The transcript has 3 exons. NCBI's taxonomy places the organism in Eukaryota, Fungi, Ascomycota, Eurotiomycetes, Eurotiales, Aspergillaceae.
AUGCCUCAAAACAGCUACCGACGGGGCUACGUUGCCUGCCUGAGCUGUCGCGCCCGGAAAGUCCGCUGCGUGUUAGGAUCCGAGCCACCAUGUGCCAAAUGCCGCCGCGAGCACCGCGAGUGCCUGUUCCAGAAGCAAGAACGCACGGGGAAGCGUCGCGAAGCACCGAAAUGGACGAGACAGAGUGCCACAGUAUCGAAUGAUAUGUCGUCAACCCCGCGACAGGAGGAUUCCGAAAGAGAUGCUGUGCAGUCCGAGCGGAGCCGUGGUUCGGCAACAGAGACCAACCUGCAGGGCCAAGAUGGCUCCGACGAGUCGCCGCUGACUGACCCAGUCAUGUCGACGAUCUUUACACGUCCGAGUGAUGCGUUGAAUGUACUUUUUGAUGCUGCCCAGGUGCCUCAGGGGGGUGUGCCAGCACAGGCGGAUUCAGCCACAAACAUCGUAUCGGAGAGUGGCCAGGUCGCUGUGUCUGCUCUGUCCCAGCCGAGUGAUGAAGUGCUAGAUCUCUGGGACAAAUGUCGGUUUGUUCGGCAGGGUUGGUUUACUGCCCAGGAGGCCGUUACGUAUCUUGACUUGUUAUAUCGAUACUUGGCGCCUCUAUCCCCAGUGUUAACAGACGACUAUCGCGAUCAUGAUAAUCACGCCCGUCUGAUUGUGGAAGAGCCCAUGUUGUGCUGCACACUGCUCACCAUAUCCUCGCGAUAUUUCAUCCUCCCCGGCGCCGGGGGCGUAUCUCGCAGCCACUUCAUCCACCAGCGGCUAUGGCAGUACUGCGAGCUCCUGAUCCGGCGCGUAAUGUUCGGCCAGGAAAAGCACUCGACUGCAAAGACGCGCAUUGUCGGUUCAAUCGAGAGCCUCAUUCUGAUAUCUGACUGGCAUCCGCGUUCCGUCCACUUUCCCCCGGACACAGAAGGGUGGGACGGCGAGCUCAUCUCGCCUGCUUACGACCGACGCAAUCGACUGCACACCAACGGAGACGUCCCUCUCAUCCGGUGGCGCGAGGAUGUCUUUGAGCCUGCGCGCCGUUCUGAGCGUAUGUCCUGGAUGCUUCUGGGAGCGGCGACUAGUCUCGCUUAUGAGUUGGGGAUAUUUGACGGAGUAGGAUCGAGCGAUCCGAAGCUGAGUGCGCGGUAUAAUCGUGCUGCUAGACUGCUGUAUGUGUAUGUCACGCAGAUGGCUGUCAAGAUGGGAUGCUCGUCGCUUCUUCCAGAUAACAUGCAAGCCAUGCAGGCUUCCCCAGAAUCUACACAAGACCCCCAGUGGUCUGCCUGCAUGAAGCUCUGGGCGGACCUGACGCGGCUGAUGAAGACUGCGUCGGCCAUGUUCUUCCAGUCCAUGCCUUAUACCAAGCAGCAGCUGCACUCUGGCCAGUAUGUGAUCUUGCUGCAGCACUUUUCCCCGUCGCUGGACAAGUGGCACGAGCAGUUCGCAGCAUCCGACCUCCCUCCAGCCUUGAGCUCCGUAAUCCUCAUUGAAUUCCACUACCUCAAGGCCUGCACCAAUGCCCUCUCAAUUCAAGCCGUCGUCGAGCGAGCCGUCGCCCGAUCCACCACCCAGCUGAACGACUCCCUAGAGGGCGUGGACUCCUGUAUCCCCCCUCAAGACCAUGCAUUCAUCCAAGACCUCGUAAGCAGCAGCCGCAGCGUACUCGAGAUAGCCACGUCAAUGGCCUCAGAGGGCCGACUGCGCUACGCCCCCUUGAGGACACUAGUCUGCAUCACCUCCUCUUCCAUAUUCCUUUUAAAGGCGAUUAGUCUGGGUGCGCGCCAUGCGGACCUGCAAGUCUCACUGGAUACGUUGGAUCGGUGUAUAGUGGCCUUGCGGUCCUCCGGCACGGACGAUAUGGACUUUUCCCUGCGAUAUGCGACGCUCCUGGAGAAACAUGUGGCGCGGUUUCGAGCCAAUUUCGUUCUCCCUGGUGGCUCAAUGAACAAUGCCGGGACGACUGCAUCUGUCACUGCAUAUCAGCCUACUCCAUCUGUAAACCAAAGGCAGCAGGACGACUCGCUAGGGCUGUCAUCGGAUGCAGGGAGUAUUAACUGGACGCAGUACGCAGGCUUGGAUCAGAUCUCUAGUGAAGACUGGUGGGCACGUCCGUUUGAUCCUAAUAUCGCGCCAUUUUCGAGCAAUAGUGGUGGGCACGGGGAGGGUGUUUCUCUAGGCCUGGAGCUGGACUCGCUGGAUUUUCUGUGGAAUUUGCCACUCGUUGAUGAUGUAGAUAUGGCGAAUUAG